Molecule: messenger RNA, 852 nt
Organism: Fusarium poae
Lineage: Eukaryota; Fungi; Ascomycota; Sordariomycetes; Hypocreales; Nectriaceae
Exons: 2
Coding region: 1-852 (283 amino acids)
Source: RefSeq, a predicted model, not a curated record
AUGGAGUCGCCGCCAAAGCCGCCAGAGUCCUCGUCGGCCUCCGAACUCAUCAUCUCCUCUGAAGAGCUUAAAUUGCGUAUUCCAUUCGCAAAACCGGAUCUCAGAUUCACCACGCAAAACGGCCGCCAGGUCUUGACUCUCAAAGCUGAGAUUGACGGCGCAGAAGGGCGUGUAAAUUUCCAGCCACCACCUCGCUCUGCUACCACCUUCCACCAGUUCGGAAAGCUCCCUGUCGAGAUACAAAAGAGAGUAUGGGAACUUUCCUUUCCUGAACCGAGAAUCUUUCGGUUGGCAAAAAACAAAAACAAACACUGGACACGAGUCGUGGUUUCUCAUAAGCCGCCAGGUUUUUCUCAAGCAUGCCAUCUCUCCCGGCUCGUAUACUGCAAAGAGACAGAGUACGCUCUGGGAUCUGACGGUGGUUCUUACAAGAGUCUUCGGGUUUCGCCUUCCCGUGAUGUCUUUUAUUGGGACCAAGAUUUGGUUGACGAACAGCCGAUCUGCUCAUACUUUCCAGGUCUCGAACGUUUCGAGAACAUUGCAGUGAACCUGCCAAGACAGUAUCCUGACCUGGUAGAUACUACGUUGAACAGUUUUUUCUUCAGCGAGAACAAGUUCCUUAAUUUGCAGACUCUCAUCUUUGUCUUGGAACACAAUCUACCGUCUAAUGCCGAUGUAGUAUUUUUCGAUAUGGACAAAGAUACCACAAUGUUCUUUGACGGCGAAGCGUUGCAUCAGGAUGAAAUACAGGAAAGAUUCCAGGAAGAACUAGAAGAAAGGUUUCCACUACUCCAUGCCAAACCCAACUUUCGUUUCGUGGAGGCUGCACGUGCUCGGGCUCGACAGGUCUGA